Molecule: messenger RNA, 735 nt
Organism: Rosa chinensis
Lineage: Eukaryota; Viridiplantae; Streptophyta; Magnoliopsida; Rosales; Rosaceae
Exons: 1
Coding region: 1-735 (244 amino acids)
Molecular function (GO): nucleic acid binding; zinc ion binding
Source: RefSeq, a predicted model, not a curated record
AUGGAGACGUACUUCGAGAUGGUCAUCUACACCGAGAUCGAGAAGAGGAAGAUAUCUACGUUUCUUCUUCAGGGUGAGGCACGAGUGUGGUGGAGCGGUACACAGAGGGCUGUAGAUGUGUCCGCCUUGACAUGGGAGGGUUUUGUGGUGCUCUUCUGGGAUCAGUACUUUCCACCUAUAGUGAGGGAGCAGUUGGAGCUUAAGUUCAUUACUCUAGUUCAGGGGAAUAUGAGCGUCAGAGACUAUGAGGCACGGUUCUCCCAGUUGUAUCGGUUCGUUCCGCAGAUGGACGUAGAGUCCCUAGCCAAGAAGUUUCUACGGGGACUGAAGCAUAGGAUCAGGGAGAUUGUGUACCCCUUUAUACUGCCUACGAAGGCACUCAUCUUUGCUAGUGCUAUGGCCCAUGAGCAGGAGGCCAAGAUGCAUGAGAGUGAGACCUUUGCUUCGAGAGAUUCCCAGGGAAAGGGGAAGGCAGUUGCCGGGAGUAGUGAUGAGAUGGACAGUCAGGGUAGGUCCUGGAAGAGACAGCAGACUCAUCAUCAGGCUCCAGCUAGAGUGGCAGUUGCACCUGUUAGGGCUGCACCUAUCAGACAGGUAGCACCGGCCGCACCUUUGAGAUGUUUCAACUGCGGAGAGGUGGGCCAUUUUUCCAGGGUGUGCCCGAAGGCGAGGACUAGAGUAUGCUUUACUUGUGGACAGGCACGGCAUGUCGCCAGGGAGUGUACCAGACCUUAG